Sander lucioperca (pikeperch) is the source of this 1212-nucleotide messenger RNA. RefSeq names its product deoxyribonuclease-2-beta-like. NCBI's taxonomy places the organism in Eukaryota, Metazoa, Chordata, Actinopteri, Perciformes, Percidae. The transcript has 8 exons. Gene Ontology annotation, biological process: apoptotic DNA fragmentation. Bases 76 to 969 code for a protein of 297 amino acids. Gene Ontology annotation, molecular function: deoxyribonuclease II activity. The record is from RefSeq and is a predicted model, not a curated record.
GUUUCACGAGAAGUAAAGGGAGUUUACUUACUGUAAUUUCCAAAAUAUGUGACCGCAGAGCGUCCUCCCUCUCUGAUGCUAUAUAAACUGCUCUCUGCCUCCUCGACAUCAAAGACCAACAUCACAGCUUCAGGAACUUCAGAUCAUUUCUCUGGACCUCUUUCUGGGUUGAUCAGGACUUUAAAAACACAGGGAGUUAUGUGGAGGAUUUUCCUGACGGUCAGUCUGCUCUGCUGGAGCGCUGACGGCAGAGACGUGAGAUGCAGAGACCACACUGAUGAACCAGUGGACUGGUACAUCAUCUACAAGGCACCCAAAGACCCACAGAAACCCACGGUCCUCAACCCGAAAAAGGGUUUGGAAUAUCUUUACAUUGAUUCAAAAGAUCAGACGAUAAAGACCUUUAAAGAUCCCAGUAAGCUCAUCAACGCUGCUGAAGGUGUCCUGGCAAACACCCUGCGGCCCAUUUUAAAACCAAUGAAAUCAAUGCCAGAAGACUUUGGAUUCAUCUCCUACAGUGACCAACCUCCAGGAUGUCAUGCUGAUAAUAAGUUUGGUCACAGUAAAGGACUUGUGAUGAUGGAUAAAACCACAGGAGUCUGGCUCUCACACAGCACACCACAGUUCCCUUUUGAAAGAGAUCAAAAUAACUUCUGGCCUGACAGCGGAGCAACGAAUGCUCAGACAUUUAUCUGUGUAACAUUCAAGUACAAUGAGUUCAAAAAGAUAGGUCAACAUCUGCUGGACAUCGCAGCUUUCACAUUUGAUCAUCAAAUUCCUGCCGGCUUCCAUGAAGAGCUUAGACAGGUUACAAAGAAAGACUUGGAGAAAAGACCAAAACGUGACGCAAGUAAAGUCAAAACUCAGGACCUGACAUCAGCAGCAGGAACAUCAGCAGGAUUAACAGGACCAGGAACACAGUUUCGUAGCAUUGCUAAGAAACUGUAUAAAGGUGAGAUAUCUGCAUGAUGGUUUGAAUCAGAUUACAUAACUUAGUAAAGACAAAGUUACAAAGAAAAGAGACAUUUUACUGUGGAAAUCAGAUGUUAUGUGAACUGGUUGAGAGAAGAUUGUUCUGUAGUUUAACAUCAGUGUGUUUAUCUUAAUGAUUGAUUACAGCCUGGGACUGGUUAGAACUGGUUAUAUUUAAAUGUGUGUAGCUGCUGAAGAUCACUGACUUCAUGCUUCAAUAGUCUUCAGAAAGAUAACCUC